Molecule: messenger RNA, 1385 nt
Organism: Wyeomyia smithii (pitcher-plant mosquito)
Lineage: Eukaryota; Metazoa; Arthropoda; Insecta; Diptera; Culicidae
Gene: alc
Product: 5'-AMP-activated protein kinase subunit beta-1
Exons: 3
Coding region: 184-1035 (283 amino acids)
Biological process (GO): signal transduction
Cellular component (GO): cytoplasm; nucleotide-activated protein kinase complex; nucleus
Molecular function (GO): protein kinase binding
Source: RefSeq, a predicted model, not a curated record
CUGUUUUCAUUCUGCUAGCUAAUCAAAAUAAAUUUACGUAGUCGUGAGUUUGCACAGGAAUAGAAAAAGAAGUUAAAUGUAAAUAUUCGAGCAAGAAAAGCAUAUUUUUCCAUUAAUUUUUCCUGAAAUUUGUCGAGCUUCGGCUGAAUUUGUACUGCCAGUCCAGCACAUUGUCGGGAAAACAUGGGCAACGCGGGCAGUAAUCUUCCCCGUGAGCGCCAUAAGUCAGGUUCGCACGAUCCAAUUCCGGGGUCUCCGCUCAAGGACGGGCAGGCUUUUGUGUUCGACAAAAAGCCGGAUCCGAACCAUCGGUUGGUUUUUCAGCGAAGCGAGGAAGAGGCCGAACCUUAUUAUUCAAAAUCGGUUCCUGAGCCGGAGUUUCUGCGGGAGCAUCGCAAGCGUUCCAAUACUGUAUCGGAUGAUUCGGCACUGCAGUCGGAAGAUGACGGGAAAGAUGACCAAAAGGCGGCUUUGCCGACCGUUUUCAAGUGGGAAGGUGGAGGUAAGCAGGUUUACAUCAGUGGAACGUUCUCUGAGUGGAAAGCUCUGCCGAUGGUUAAGAGUCAUGGAGAUUUUGUGACGAUCAUCGAUCUUCCGGAAGGCGACCAUCAGUACAAGUUUUGCGUCGAUGGCGAGUGGAAACAUGAUCCUCGACUGAAAAAUAUUGAAAACGAUGUAGGCACCAAAAACAACUUGGUAUCCGUUCGGCAGUCCGAUUUUGAAGUGUUCCAAGCACUUGCCAAGGACAGCGAAGAUACUGGUAAGGACGAAACCAAAGAGUACAGCCAAGAUAUACCGACAAGCAAGCCGUGGGGAAAGGAGUCGGGACCACCGGUGCUUCCGCCGCAUCUUCUGCAGGUUAUCCUCAACAAGGAUACACCGUUAUCGUGUGAGCCAACCCUGCUACCGGAACCAAAUCAUGUUAUGCUGAACCACUUGUACGCGCUAUCAAUUAAGGAUGGGGUGAUGGUCUUGAGUGCAACCCAUCGCUACCGCAAGAAGUACGUUACCACACUGUUGUACAAACCUAUCUAACGAGUGUCAAGAUUGUAAUAUUUUAACUCUCAAGCUACUUGUUCUGCCCCAAACAUUUUUGGGGUACGGUUUUUAUCCUGUUGUAUCUUUUGUGCGCGUUUUCAUGUCGCUUUACUAAAUGAUUCGGUUUGGCUUAUUUUAAACCGACCGUAUGUAUGUAUGUAUCGUAUUGAAGUAGAGUGUAGGUACAGUUUUACAAUGAAUCAGAUUAUUUGUUGUAAAUUGAAUAAAGCAAGUCAGAGUCGAGUGACGAAAAUAGCUCUGAUUCGGAUGCAAUUCGAAACCGCAUGGGACUCAUGUUAGUUAUAACUACAAAUUUGAGAUAGUUUGAAUAAAAUGUUUUUCCUUCA